This is a messenger RNA of Seminavis robusta, 2815 nucleotides long. NCBI's taxonomy places the organism in Eukaryota, Bacillariophyta, Bacillariophyceae, Naviculales, Naviculaceae. The record is from the annotation of a GenBank genome assembly.
UCGAAGAUUCUUCUUUUGUCACCUAAUUUUGUCAACUGUUUGAGGCGCGUUUCACAAAAUUGGUCUUGAUUUCACGAAUUUGGUGGUUUGUUGCGAAAGAAACGUUCUUUCACUGGCGCUGCCGCGAUGCGAUGGUCUCUCUCGACAGUUCUCAGCUCUUCCACCAGUCACAGACUUCAACAAAAGCGGCGAAGAGUUCAUUCCUGAUUGAUGAUAGAAGACGGGUAGGAUUACAGUGCAUGCAUCCUCACCACUCCCUGAUUGAUGGAAUCCUCCCAUUUUCAAGCUUCAAGAGGUUCAGUAGUCAGGACCUGAGUAGUACAUGCAAGAGUGAGAAUCCCAUCUCUGAGCCCAUAUUUCACGAAGUUAUUAGUUUCAAGAACAAAACACGCAAACAAUUCAACCGACAACACAGUCAAUUCUCCAAUCUACAAAGCAGCUAGCUAGCCGAGAGAGACAGAGUCAGCCAUGGUGACCGCCUCUAAACCAUACGAAGAACGAUGGUCCUUGGAACAAGUAGACGAAUGUGUCCAACUGUGGAAACUGAGCUUUGAACAAACCGACAAAUUGUUAGAGUUCAAGACUCGUGUGGCCGACAUUGACCACUGGAAGAACGAUCCCUUUGAAGUGGUUCGAUUUCUGGUCGAGUUCAAGUUUGACUUGAAAACGACCGAACGCAAGUUUCGGGCAUCGAUUCAGUGGCGCAUCGACAAUGGUGCCGACACCAUUCUCGAAGACUACACACCGCCGGCCCUCUACAACUAUUUUCCUCUGGGAGUACUGGAAGGAGCCGAUCGUGACAACGACCCAAUAUACAUCGAAAGAAGCGGUGCUGCUGAUACACUCGCCUUGUUGCAUCGCUUUGGCAAGGACGAAAUGAUCAAACAGGCCAUUUGGGCCAAGGAACUCAUGACGCGAGGACCGUGGCAACAAGAGCAAUGGAGACAUGGUCGAGUCAAGUACUUUACGACCAUUUUGGAUUUGAAAGGACUCAAUCGACAUCAUAUGAAUCCAUCUCUGGUUCCAGUGGGGCAGGCUGUCACCAGGUUGGUGCAGGACAAUUACCCGGGCUUUGGAAAGAAAAUCCUGGUGGUUCGAGCACCCUACAUCUUUCGCUUUGUGUGGAACAUUUUCAAACACUUUGUAGACCCCAACGUCAAAGAACUCAUCGAAAUUGCCACGGAAAAAGAAACCGAAGAAAUACUGGAACAGUACAUGGACUUGAGUGUUCUCCCGAAAGAGAUUGCACCCAGUAAAGGCCAAGGGACAUCCGUACAAGGCUAUGAAACCAUUUGGGAAGGGGGGCCCUUACCUCCGACCAGUAAAGAUGAUUGGAAUCGACGAGCGCCUGUAUUCCCACAACAACAACAAAACCCAGCACAAGAACAGCCCAUCACAACAGUGCAACAAUCCACUUCCAACGCAGAGGUGGAAGUGUCCUUGGCCAAAAUACCUUCCAUUAAAGCAAACAUGUCGGGAAGCACAUGUGGCGCAUCCGUCUCCAUUACAUCUUCCACGGACGAAUGGGAACGAUUGCCACAACCCGCGCUAUCCAAAAAGAACAUUCAGCAAGCGUGGACUGUUACUCCGUCUCCCGUCUACAAUUUAGAUGAGGUUUGGCGACAGGAUCGCUUGGAUGACAUGUCGCAGCUGUGGGGAUUGACACAGAGACAGCAACAAGACAUGCAAGAAUUGAGAAACAGAAUUCAGGACAUUCAUCAUUGGAAGAACGAUCCCUACGAGGUGGUGCGCUACUACGUGGAAUUCAAAGGUGACCUAGACCGGUCGGAACACGCCUUUCGAAAAAUGAUUGUCUGGAGAGUAGAGAAUCGAAUGGACAACUUUUUGCAACAAUACGGAGAACCCGAUCCACUCUUUUUGCACAUGCCCAUGUGCAUUUUGCGUGGGACGGACAAGGACGGUGAUCCAAUAUUUCUGGAUAGAAUUGGCGCUUGCGACUACACCUCGCUGCUCAAACACUUUGGACAGGAUGGAGUCACGGACUAUGUUACAUUUGUCCGAGAACUCAACAGUUGCCGCCCGUUCUGGAAGCCGUACGAAUUUCACGUUUUGAAGCAGCAGAGGGUACGAAGCUACACGGUAAUCAUCGAUUUGGAGGGAUUGACUCCAGCCCACGCCCGGCCUGCGCUGUUGACACUCUUGAAUCGAACCUCUCGGAUAGCGCACUACUAUUCGGGCUGGGCCAAGCGUAUUCUGAUUAUUCGGGCACCGCCAAUCUUUCGACUUGUGUGGGGACUCGUCAAGGGAUACUUUGCAGUGCAUGUGCGAGAUAUGAUUGAGUUUGCUGGACACCAUAGCUAUCAGGUCUUGCUGGACAAGUACAUCGAGAGAGAAGUGUUGCCUUUCGUUAUUUGCCCCGAGGGCAAAGGCGGCCCCAUGCCAGGGUACUACGAAGAUGUCAAACUCGAAGGAGGGCCAAUUCCGCGCGAAGCCUUUGAUCGGGUCCCUACUACCGUCAGCUUUCGGCAAUCUGCAUCCCCAACUACAUUCGACAAAAGCCUUGCAAAAGGGGCGUUUGUAUGCCAAUCCGCCCCCAUGGCACCAACGAGUACAUGGGAUGAUGAUGAUUCUGAAGAUCCGCACUCUCCAGUCGCCGCCAGGCGGCUACUAAUAGGAACCUGGGAGGCAGACGAGGGCGCACGAAACACCUACGAGCGGAGUGAUUCUAUCACGACGUACACGUUGACCAAGGGAUGAUAUCCCAUUGCUUUCUAGCUACCGGUAGUGCAGUUGUAACCUUUGUAAAUGUACCGCUUCGUUCAUGUAGUUCGCAGCAACGCUCUGUCCUUGUGCA